AAUGAUAUUUUGUAAAAACACCAACAAUUAUAUCACCUUUAACUGACUAUAGUCUUAACACCAAAGGUCAAAAGUUACUGAAAUUAUAUUUUUAUGAAGCACAAAUGAGUUUUCUUCAUUAUGAUAUACGAUAUAGGAGCAAAAACAGCCCUUUGUUACCCACGUCCUUUACAGGUGUCAUCGAUAGCGUAAAAUCGGUGACUCGUUGACAAUUUAUUAACCAUCGUGAUACUGGUACAUACGUUAUUCAAACGUAUUUCUAUAUACGUAUUAUUAUAUACCAUACAAAGAUGACGAUCUAACUAAGUGUGAUACAGUAUUCAUUGAAGUUUUAAUCGAUGACCUACUUCCGAACAGGGAACAGGACAAUACGAUUCAAUUCGUGUUAAAACAAAAAUGAAUGGAAUAAACAGUAUGAAUGAAAGCAAUGUGAUACAUGUACCUACGAUUGAAAGUACCAGUCAGCUUGUCAUUGAGGAAAUUAAUGUGACAGAGAAUAAAGUGGAUUGCUCUACGAGAUGUGCAAAAUGGUUUCGAAAGUUUUUUAUGGAAGGUCAAGUUUUGGACAAGGAGCAUACAGACGCUAUCAAGACAUUACCACAUGACGCAUCCUGGUAUAGGACAGCCCUCGUGAAAUAUAGGAGGUUUGUAGGACCUGCAAUAAGCGCAACUGUUGUCUAUUUUCUCUGGCUGGCCUAUAUGAUCAAGUGGAACAUGUGGUACUUAUUUGUGGAACGAUAUGAGAUGUCCGUCACCAUGGUGUUCGGAUCUCUCAUUGCAGGGAUGACUAGCGUUGGAGGGGGAGUUGUGGCGUUCCCUGUCAUGACGCUUGUCGUCAACGUGACCCCAAACAUCGCACGAGACUUCAGUCUAAUGGUUCAGUUUUGUGGAAUGACAUCCGCCUCUUUCGUCAUCUACUUCAUGGGCAUUCAAGUGGAUUGGAACAGCAUCAUUAUUUGCUCGAUCGGGGGUGUUUUUGGCGCUAUCUUUGGUUUUGAGGUUGUCGAUCAACAUCUGUCUCCGCCAAGAAAAAAGUUCACGUUUACAGCAUUCUGUUUUGCAUUUGCAUUCGCAUUGUUUCUUCUGAACCGAUAUCGUAAUAGAAAAACAUUUCUAACUGUUCCGUACUUGAACACAUGGAAAGGUUUUGUUUUAUUCUUGACUGCACUUGUUGGAGGAAUAUUUACUGCUCUUGUCGGCAGUGGUUUGGACAUAGUCAGUUUCAGCGUCAUGACAUUACUGUUCCGUGUAACUGAAAAGACGGCAACUCCAACAUCAGUUAUACUCAUGGGUAUCAAUACUGCAUUUGCUACGUAUUGGAGAUCAGUAAUACAAUACAAUGCUUCAACUGAUGCAUUUCAUUACUUGUUAGUUUGCAUCCCAAUCGUUGUCAUUGGAGCACCGAUGGGAUCUGUUAUAGGUAGCUAUCUACACCGCCUGGUUUUGGCUUCAUUUGUUUACAUCAUCACUACUGCAGCGCUGAUUGGCUCAUUCGUAGUCAUACGACCUUUGACCCCUGAUCUGAUUGGUCUAGCUGUGGGAAUCGUUGUGGGCGGAGGCCUCAUUUUCUUUCUGCUGACACUGGCUGGAGCCAAACUUUUGAAACAAGUUGAACAAAUAGAGGAAGGAAAAAUCACGAUGGUGGAUAAUGGUAGUGUACAAAGUGGUGUACGAACUCAAAAAGUGUUCACAGUUGCAGACAACGCUGACCCCUCGGUAAAGAAUGAACAUUUGAACAAGGGGUUUCAAGAAAAAUACUACAUCGACAGAACAAAAUGUCGAAAUGUCUAGUUGUAAAUAAAAUAGUGUAUUUCCCUUGAAACUAUUUAAUCUAGAUCAGGACGAUACCCGAUGUUGCUUUGAUAUGAUCAGCGAACAAUUUGUACAUUAUA
Molecule: messenger RNA, 1892 nt
Organism: Owenia fusiformis
Lineage: Eukaryota; Metazoa; Annelida; Polychaeta; Sabellida; Oweniidae
Source: the annotation of a GenBank genome assembly